CUCAGCCCGCGCCCCGCGCCCAGCUCCCCGCGCCCGCUCCGCGCCCCGCUCCGCGCCCGGCCCGGCGCCCCGCUCCCCUCGCGGCGGGCGGCGCGGCCAUGAGGCUGCGGGGACGCCAUCCCCGGGCCGCCCCCGCCUCCAGCGCGGGGGCCGGCGACGCGCGGCGGCUGGCGCCCCCGGGGCGGAACCCCUUCGUGCACGAGCUGCGUCUCAGCGCCCUGCAGAAGGCCCAGGUCGCCGUCCUGACCCUGACGCUCUUCCCCGCCCGGCUGCUGGUCGCCGCCGCGAUGAUGCUGCUCGCCUGGCCCCUGGCGCUCGUGGCCUCGCUGGGAUCGGCCGAGCGGGAACCGGAGCAGCCCCUGGCCCUGUGGCGGAGGGUCGUGGACGUCCUGCUCAAGGCCAUCAUGCGCGCCAUGUGGUUCGCCGGCGGCUUCCACCGCGUGGUUGUGAAAGGGCGGCGGGCACCGCCCACCGAGGCCACCAUCCUCACCCUGGCACCACACUCCUCCUACUUCGAUGCCAUCCCCGUCACCAUGACGAUGUCCUCCAUCGUGAUGAAGGCGGAGAGCAGAGACAUCCCGAUAUGGGGAACUCUGAUAAAGUACAUCCGGCCCGUGUUCGUGUCCCGGUCGGACCAGGACUCCCGCAGGAAGACGGUGGAGGAGAUCAGGCGGCGGGCGCAGUCCGGCGGGACGUGGCCGCAGAUAAUGAUUUUCCCAGAAGGCACGUGUACCAACAGGACCUGCCUCAUUACCUUCAAGCCUGGUGCGUUUAUCCCGGGGGUCCCUGUCCAGCCGGUGGUCUUGCGGUACCCAAACAAACUGGACACCAUCACGUGGACGUGGCAAGGCCCCGGAGCGUUGAAGAUCCUGUGGCUCACGCUGUGUCAGUUUCACAAUCAAGUGGAAAUUGAGUUCCUUCCUGUGUACACCCCCUCGGAGGCGGAGAAGAAGGACCCCGCGCUGUAUGCCAGCAACGUGCGGCGCGUGAUGGCAGAGGCCCUGGGCGUCUCCGUAACUGACUACACGUUUGAGGACUGCCAGCUGGCCCUGGCGGAAGGCCAGCUUCGUCUCCCCACGGACACCUGUCUUCUGGAGUUUGCCAGGCUGGUGAGGGGCCUGGGGCUAAAACCAGAAACACUUGAACGAGACCUGUACAGACAUGCAGAACGCGCCAAGACCAAGCAGGGUGGCAGGGUGACGCUCUCUGAGUUCGCGGCGCAGCUGGGGGUCCCCGAGUCCGAGACGCUGGAGGACCUGUUUUCCUUGUUCGACGAGAGUGGCAGCGGGGAGGUGGACCUGCGGGAGUACGUGGUCGCCCUGUCCGUCGUCUGCCAGCCGUCCCAGACCCUGGACACCAUCCGGCUGGCGUUCAAGAUGUACGGGUCACAGGAGAACGGCAGCAUAGACGAGCACGCCCUGUCCAGCAUCCUCAAGACCGCCCUGGGGGUGGCUGAGUUGACCGUGACAGACCUCUUCCAGGCCAUCGACCAAGAGGAGAAGGGCAGGAUCACGUUUGCCGACUUCGAGAGGUUUGCCGAGGCGUCCCCCGACUUCGCAGAGGAAUACCUGUACCCCGAGCAGACGCGCUCCCGGAGCUGCGCACAGACGCCCGCGGCUCCCACCCCCAACGGCUUCUGUGCCGACUUCAGCCCCGAAACCUCGGCCGUCGGGACAGAGCCUUUUCGCAAGAAGCUGGACUAGGACGGGAGGGUCUGGAGAGACAGGCCUCUCCGCAGCCGCCCCCCCGUUUGCUGUGACCACACCCAGGUUCCACGCGCCCCACGUGCUGUCCCUUCGCGGCCCGCGGGCCCCUGGAGGGAAAGCCACGUGCCCCGACGCACACGGGCUCAGGGGCAGCUCCGGGGGCCCCUUGCGGGUGGCGCGCGGGCCGGGCCAGCUCUGCUCUCACCUCGAGCCUCCUGCUCCGUUUGCAUCCUCUCCGCCGCCGGCCCCUGCGGUCCGGCCCGGCCCGGGGCCUCCACGGCAGGCGCGCGGAGGCCAGGAUCCAGCACAGAGCCUCUGCCGGCCUCGGGGGAGGCCGCGGGCCCCGCCGCUGUCUGAUUUUUAAGCGUUUCUAUAUUUGCAGGAGCUCAUGAGUAUUUUAUAAACUUCAUUUAGAUACUUCAGGAAACAUUCAGCAUUUUUUUUUACGAGAAUUGUUUUUCUACUUCAUUUUCCUUUGAGGGUCAGCGGACGUUUAUUUAUCGGCCCUUUUUUGAUAGGUUCUGGGGCCGCGGGGGCGCUGAGGUGACUGGCCCUCCGGCCUCCCUCCACCCGGUACCGCCUCCCCGGGGGCGCGGCAGGCGCCCGGCCCACAGCCGCGUUUCUGCCACCUCAGCUCUUCUCAGAGCCGCCCCUUUCGCACCAGCCUGGGGUUUGUGUUUCAACGUGACAGAAGCUGUCUCACCCAAGUGUGCGCUCCCGUCAGCUCGCGUGUCGGGCAGAUGCGUGGGGCUGAGGCGGAGCGGAGCGGGGGGGAGGCCCCGUCGCCCCGGGUGCCCUGAGGGAUGGUGACCGCAGGAGGCCCUGCCCGAGGCGGACUGUGUCCCCGUCCCCCCACCCCCACCCCGGGGUCCUCGGACGCCUGGAGCCCGAUCAGCCCCAGGGCAGGAAGGCGUGGGAGCCGCAGGAGCGGGUGGCCUGGGGGCGCGCUGCCCGCUCCGCGUCCCCGGGGUGGGGUGGCGGGCAGCGCCUCCGGGCUCAGGGAGGGGCUCCAGGUGCUGCCCUUCCUCCCGAGACCGCCUCCAUCCAUUCCCUUGGGACGUAAUUAGAAACCUGUCCUCAAAGCACAAUGACAACCACACACUGAGUUUGUUCCCUGAAGCGAAGCCUCUGGGUUUGUUCGGGAGGUUCUGUGUUGGAUUUCUGAGACCUUGGGUUUUCUCUUGGGGGCACCUCCACCGAAACGGACCCCCGGGGCCAGAAGUACAGGGAAAACGUUUCCUGACUUCCUGCGGCUCGGAGGCUGCGCGUCUGCAGCCGGACGGCAGAAAAGGAAACACCCGUGACGUCCGUUCCUUCCGACGCCCCCCGCCCCGCGCGGGCCCGGGGGGACCUGACGUCCCGCCAGGGCGACCGCCCGUCGGACACGCACCUUCCAGCACGGCCGCGGCCGCGGACGGCACGGCUCUCGUGAUCGCAGGGCGCGUGACGUGUCAUUUUUUAACAGAGAAAAGCCCACACCCGGCGAAGAAGGAGGCGACGAGCCGAGAUGUUCUGAGGAGGGGCCGCGGCCCCGCGUCUGUGGAUGAAGGGUUUUUGAAUGAAACGCCGCUGUGCGUUUUCAGGAAAAAAUCUCUGAGAAACAGACCUCAAAUGGAUGUUUGUCCCUCCUGAUGCCCUUGUCGCGCGUCGUGGCGUAGGGUCGCGGGCGUUCGGCGCUGUGAACGUGCAGGGCCGGGGACGGAGCCCCCGCCGUGGGACCGGGAGCCCACAGGCGCCCCCAGAACAACCUGGGGUUUUCAACAGAGCGAAUAAAAUCUAAAGUCUUGUAUG
Molecule: messenger RNA, 3497 nt
Organism: Hippopotamus amphibius kiboko
Lineage: Eukaryota; Metazoa; Chordata; Mammalia; Artiodactyla; Hippopotamidae
Gene: LPCAT1
Product: lysophosphatidylcholine acyltransferase 1
Exons: 14
Coding region: 99-1703 (534 amino acids)
Molecular function (GO): calcium ion binding
Source: RefSeq, a predicted model, not a curated record